AUCACAACCACGAAUCUCUUACCAGGAAGAAUUGUGUGACUAAACCCGCCAAUUAGACAUUUCUGCCUCACAUUGAACUGCCACGAUGAGCAGAUCACUCUUGCGCUCCGUUCUGGAGCUGAGGACGCCUCUCCCGCGCCUGCCAUCUGCCUCCCACAUACCCAAAUCACGCGCUCUCUCGACGACGAGGUCCAUGAUGCAGAAUAUCGACCUAGCCGCAUCGCCAUCACAAAGCAAGAUACCGCCUAUUUCGCCCACGAAUCCUAUUCCCAGCACACCUCCCAGUCCGCAAAAACAAACCCCCACCGCUCCUUCAGACGUCGAAGCCAAGGCAUCCCUCUCUCAACUGUUCCCUCUCCUGCGUGCGCAGCCACGCCACUACAUUACAGCUCACAUACACGGGCGGCCAUACCUCGUGACAGAAGGCGAUCAGAUUCGUCUACCGUUCAAGAUGCCCGGUGUCCUACCAGGCGAUGUACUGAGGCUAGACCGAGCCUCGGUACUAGGAUCGAGGGAUUACACAUUGAAAGGCACCCCUUGGAUCGAUUCGCAGUUAUUCGAAUGCCGAGCUACUGUCCUCGGAACGGAAAGCGAGCCUCUAAGGAUUAAGAUCAAGACAAAGCGGCGGAACAGGAGGUCUCAGCGGGUCACGAGCAAGCACAAGUACACCAUGUUGCGAAUCAGUGAGCUGAAGCUCUUAGAGUCAACUUCAUGAAAAAUCCCGAGAAAUAUCAAUGUACGAAGGUGUGGCAUCAGAAAAGCAGGAGUGUUUGCCGGGUCUAGGUUCAAUUACGGCCUUAAACACAGGCCUGGGUGUAGUGGAUGUGAAGAGAUUGAAGGGCCCGGACCUCAUAAGCUUUGGGCCAUCGCCUGAACCAGCCGAGAUAUCCUACAACUACUCUUGUGCCUCUCCAAGGAGGCUUCGAGACCACUACCCGUGGGCCUCCCGCAAGUACUUUGGGAUUCUCUAUGUCCAGAACUGUACCACUACAAAGUGCCUUGGAAGGGCCGAUGUAUUUAGAGUCGCACGCGCACUUGGGAGCUCAACAUAAACCAUUAUUACCUGUACAUUUAUCAUAUCUGACCCCUUGUCUCGAUGUAUGGUGCAACACAAUGUGGACAUGCUGAGUUUUGAAGAAUCAGAUACUAAUAUCCCGUAUUUCACAUAUGUUUUCUGUGAGCAACACUGCC
Messenger RNA from Xylaria bambusicola, 1191 nucleotides. RefSeq lists its product as uncharacterized. The record is from RefSeq and is a predicted model, not a curated record. Gene Ontology annotation, cellular component: mitochondrial large ribosomal subunit; ribosome. Gene Ontology annotation, molecular function: structural constituent of ribosome. The coding region runs from base 86 to 715 and encodes 209 amino acids. The transcript has a single exon. NCBI's taxonomy places the organism in Eukaryota, Fungi, Ascomycota, Sordariomycetes, Xylariales, Xylariaceae.